Messenger RNA from Paramuricea clavata, 6564 nucleotides. Lineage: Eukaryota; Metazoa; Cnidaria; Anthozoa; Malacalcyonacea; Plexauridae. The record is from the annotation of a GenBank genome assembly.
AUGGAUGAAAGUAACGAAAAUAUUGAAUUGGAGAAUCAUGAGCAGGUAGAGUGACCUAUUUAUUUAACUUUUUUUAAAUAUACCGAAAAUUAAGCAGUGUAUGUCAUUCUGCUCACCAUUGAUUUUGGACUGAAACAAUAGCUGGCCAAACUUCACAGACAAAGACAACCGACAGCAUUGGACACUGGCUCUGUGUUUGUACAUCAAACACCCACUCGCAGCUGGACACAAAGUAUGCGACUUGGGCUAUGUUUACACAAUGUUGUUUUCAUAUCCGUUUCCUAUCCUAUGUUCCAAGAGAGUUUAGGGUGUGGUCAUUAUUUAUGGGGAGGGGGUUGGGAAAUGGGAGGGGGGGCAAACGAAGUUUUACCCUUAUAAAUAGGGGGGGUCAAAAAAGUUUUAACACAGAAAAGGGGGGUCAUAAAAGUUUUUAAACUUAAAGACUCUGAAAAUGCUAUUUCCAACGAUCUAGAGACUCAAACUUUUCAAAAUUUCCCUGCUCGGCGCCAACCAUGGUAGCGCCUCGCGAUCGUGGGAGUCGGGCUCACUAAAGCCUGGUUCACAUAUGCCUGCGACUGUAUCAUUAUGCCUCUACUGGCCGCCGAAAUACCGGCAAAGUUGAACUCAAGUCAACCGUAGUUCCCGGCCUACCACCGAUAUAACUGUGGCACUGGAGGCAAUCGGCGAACAAAUAUUCACAUAAUUUUAAGCUACCACCGGCAUUGUCGCCGGUACGUCACAGGCAUAUAUGUGAACCAGGCUUAAGUUUAACAAGCUUUCUACCCCUGAGUGACCAAGUUGUGGUAUUUACAUAAACAUACCAUGCAAGUACACUUAAGUUAACUGAUCAGAUUCGGUCUAUCAACGCACAAUGUAAUGCUGUAUAUCCAAAAAUCUGUUUCAGAAAAUGCUCACAUUUCAGUUCUAGGGGUGGAAAAUACAAAUAAAUUUCUGGGGGAGAAUACCCCCAGACCCCCUACUAGUACAUACGAUACCACACCAAACGUUUUGUCACCAACAACCAUCUGUCAUUUCUCCACACUCAAUAUAGUAUGGUCCCUUUUUGUAGAUGCCACACCCCAGACAAGUUCUUAAAAAAAAACUGUUAAAAUCAUUUCGCUGUAUGAAGACGGGUCAUGGGUUAGGGUUAUGGUAAGACAAAUGUUGCAUUGCAAAGUAGUAACACAUAAUAUAUAUUUUUUAAUCAUAUAUGGUUGAAUCAUAUUCACCAGGGUAAAACAUCAUGAGCUAGAUUAAACAGAUUGUCCUAAUAUCUAACUUUAUCUGCAACGCUUCCUUACCUUCAUUGCUGUUAAUUUUUCAAUCCACACUGGGGGGGGGUCAGAAAAGUUUCUACUUUUAUGAGGGGGAGGCACAAAGUUUGCCUUCAGUCUGGAGGGGAGGGGGUCAAAAAAGGUUUCAAUCCUUAUUUUCCCCAUUUCCCAAACCCUCCCCCCCCUCCCCAUAAAUAAUGACCACACCUUAAAACAGUAGAAAACGAUAAGGAAAAGACACCGUGAAAACAUACACUGUUAGUGUGCUCAAAAUAUACCUUUCUGUUCUGAUAAGUUGUUACGUUGUGAAUACUUUUAUGUCCUGUCACCUGUGAGCCUCGCUGUCAAGACUCAAGUAUUUAAGACGCAGUGCGAUAGUAGGCGGUUGUCCGUAAUGAAUAAAUAAAUUUACUACAGAGUUUUACAAAUGUAUCCCGUCCCUUUUACCAUGUAUGUUUUUUUGCUUGAUUUAUUUGUAACCAUAUUAGCUUAAUUAUUAUAUAAUAGCAUUGGCAGCACUGGUUGACGUUAUUUUCCCCGAGCCGACGGCGCGAAGCGCCGUGCGAGGGUACUAAUUCCCCCCGGCUAUUUACACCCGGAGAAACGAAAGCAUUAGUGGAGUCUAAAGUUCAUCAAAUAUCGCGGGCGUGGGUCACCAACGGUGUUGGGUGGGUGGUCAUCCUCACUGACCUCAAAAAUAUGGCGGACUGUCAUGAAUAGCGGACACUGAUUGGUCCAAUUUAAAGUUUGCAUUAUAACGACUGCAUGACGACAGCGAAAUAGCAAACAUUUCUAGAUUUGAUGAUUCAUAAUUGAUAAAUUUCUUGCGAAUAUAUUUCAUUUUUACUCGCAUUUUUGCAAUAUUUUGUAAAUUUCAAAAGCUCUCUCAGAAAGAAACUUCGGAAGAAUCGGCUAAAAGAAGGGAGCCGACGUUAACGAAGGUAAGUUUGUUUUAAAUAUUGAUUUUAUAAUGGCUUUAAAACCCGACGGCCUUUGCGUAUAUGAAACAACUAAACAAGACAGAAUAUAAUUUCGCUCAGUGUAUCUUUAAUAUUGAUUCACUUUUUUAUUAUAUUGAAUUAUUUAAAUAAAAAAGAAAGCAAAGUUAUUUGCAAGCGAGAAUUUGAAAUCAUUUUAUUGCAACUCAAAGUUUAUCGAUAAAGCCAUUUAAUUAAAGGCAGUUUAGUUAAACAGCACUUUAAAAUGUUUUGCGAAGCGUUUGUGGUUGAAUUUUACCUUAUAUUGAGGCUUAUUUACCUAACAUAUAUAUGUUGGGAAAUUAAUAAUUUUGUAAUUAAAAGUGAUAUUUUUAGGCGAUUUUUCAUUUGUAAUUACGUAUAAUAACAUACCUAACAUAUAUAUGUUGGGAAAUUAAUAAUUUUGUAAUUAAAAGUGAUAUUUUUAGGCGAUUUUUCAUUUGUAAGAAUAUUCUUAAAGAAUUAUCGUGUUACCAUGACAACUACUUUAGAACUUCACGUUCGGAAAAUACAAUGGUCUUGUCAGGAAGGCGAGGGUUUCUGCAUGCAUGUAUUUUCUAGUUGAAAAGAUGAUUAUCAAGAAACUGCUAAAACAACCACGCAGUGUAGGAUGAAUGCGUUUUACGAAAGAAUCUCGCUUUCAUUAAUAUCUGCUUUAUGCAACUCAACACGAAAUAUGUGUUUUCCAAAAACUAAUGUUACAAGUUAUCUUGAUUCUAAUUUUAAAUCUGACCGUAAAUCUAAUCAUAGGCCUUAAUUUCCCUUUUAGACGUGUCGUUCUUUCUGCAAGCGCAUUUGACUCCAAGACAAAGUUUCUGACAGACCUUAGAUGCUCUAUAGGUUCUGGUGUGCUAAAUCUUAGUGGUUGGGUGACAUCAAGCACCAUAAGCGAUUUUUACACGUACCUUAACUCAUUAACGCCCAAUGCGCCCGUAUGCGCCCUGAGAUUGACAAGUGGGUAACGGACAAUGCGCCCUGGCAUGACACCUUAACUUGCGGGCAUGAUAUUUGAGCACGUGUUUAUCGGGUUGCCUAGCAACGGAUACGAAAAUAGAACGUGAAAUUCGAGCUUUUCAGCGGUGUAUCAUGCAAGAAAAUCGGUCAGAAACUCGCAAAGUUUUUCAAGUUUAAAAUCUUAGUUUUCCAAAAAUAAUGAAUAAUGGCGAUUCUGUUACAAAGAAAGAAUUUACAGCAAGUUUUAAAAGCAAGAAAAGAAGAGGUUUCUGAAUCAACUACAACGAAAAUUUGGCAUGAAAGGAAAGCGAAUGUAUUGGCGUUUUGGGGCUAAGUUUUUCUGUGAACCAUGCGCGAGAUUUUCAGCCAAAAAGAUGAGGAUUUCUCCAAACUUUAUUAAAAAUAGAAGUCGGAAAUCACAAGAAAGAUGAACACGGAACACAAGUGAGCAGAUACGAUUUUUUAAAGGGUAUUUUUGGGUAGAAAUAUGCGAUCAAACACUCACAAAAUUCGACUGCAUUAAUGUUGGUUGAAUCUAGUUUAAAGUUAUCUUUUUAGACGAACUGUUUAUGCAAAUUUGGGCACAAUUUCGACUGCUUUCGUAACCCCAUUGUUGGUCUUCUUGUUCAAGUUGUUAUUUUAGCUAAGUAUGUUUCAAACAACACCAGAUUAAAUUACUGUGUGCGUACGUGCCCUAUUUGGCAAGAAUACUUCGAGUAUUAAAUUACACUAAGUAAGUAGGGUACUCCAAAAUCACUGUUAUAUCUAUUUUCAUCAAUUUAGUCUUAAAAUGACAACUCGUUUCAGACAUAUUGUGGUUUAAAAUAAGUGUAUUGAAUUAAUGCGCUUGGUUGCUGCGUGCGAAUUCUCAAAAAGUCCGCACUUGAGUUCUAAAGCUUUUAAAAUGCUUUUUGUAUUGGGUUUUAUAUCCCCAUAAAACUUUAAAUCGAUAAGGCAGAUAGUAAUGUUGAUCCACCCUCAUUUUCUAGUAACUACAUGUUGAAUCAGAAGGAAAAGUUAUCAAAAUAGGUCGCGACGGUUGUUUGCCGUUGUUGUCGCUUCUCUCUGAAAUGGCUUCCUUUGCGGGAAGCCAUGAAACUGAAGUCCCAACAAAAACAUAAUUUAGCCGUCCUUUCAGGCCCAUUGCUCACUUAUUUAUCAUGAAAUCGUUUCACUAGAACAUUUUUAAUAAUGUCUAUGGGAAACUUUGUAAUUUUCUGAACUAAAAGUUUAUGGUUUUGAGGUGUUUAUUUUAUAAAAUAGCACGCGCGACAAAAUGGCACUAAUGUGGUUUCUCAUGUCUGACAAACAACCAAAGAUGAAAGUCCUUAUUUCACCCUUUUAUAGCUAUGUUGAAUACCUGACUAUUAGGUUAUCUUUUUCAUUUGAGCAUACAGAUAACAUUUCUACACAAUUAGUCCUAAUGAAAGCUUAUUUCAAACUAAAAAAAAGCGAUUGUUUUUCAGAGCCAGACUUCAAAAGAGAGCACGUGUCUGACAUUUUAUAGCAGCCUACAUUGGCGCGCAAAAUAAUUUUGGCUAAAAACCGUUUCUUUCCAAACAGAAACAUGAGAAAAUUGAGCUAAAAGGCUUACCUGAUGUAUGUUUUAAAUGUUUUUUCUUUUAUGGUGUUUUUCAGUGCUUUGAGUAGAGAAGUGAAUAACUUUUGGUUUUGUCACCGCAAUUUGCCUUUGAAAAUGUCGGCUGUCAUUGUCAGUGUUAAAAACACCUCAGAAACUCCUAUUUUCUCACCUUCCCAUCCUUGGUUUAUAUUGAAAACAAAUAGAUUCUAGUACCAUAUGUCCUUAUAAAUAUAUUUGAGGUAAUUAAAAACUCCAAAGAUGUACAAGCACUGUGUUUUGGCUUGCACACUUUGUUGAAUUUUAACACUUAGUUACUGUUCUAAAUUUCAUGUUGUAAACAUCUUGCCCAAAAAAGCAAAGGAGUAUUUUUUGUAAUUUUUGAUCAUUUUCUAAUUCAUAUCCCAAUAGAUGAAAAUUGGUUAUAAUAUAGAUAUGUACUAAUUUAGUAAAUAUUUUUUUGGGUUUUUUUAUAUAAAUAUAUGGAGAUAUUGCCCCUUUAGGUGAUGAGUGACAUGAAAAAAAUAGUGUCACUGGUUUACAAAUAAAAAUUCUCAUUGAAAAAACUAAUGAUAUAUAUAGGUAUGCAAGUUCAUUUAAACUAAAUUUGGUCAAUCAUAUAUUAAUAAUAUUUGGUUGAAAAGACCAGAUUUUUUCAUGCAACUGUUUCUGAGAUAUUGCCAUUUUGGUGAAAGCUCUUGAAUUCAGUCACGUAUUUGCCAUAUUGCUUGCACGUUAGGGGGGUAGAAACAUUGUAACAGCUUGGGCGUUAAUGAGUUAAAGAAGAUAUUGAUAACCAAUGUGAUUUUUAUAAGGCUGAUCAUUUGGGGUACCAAGAAAAAGGAUAUUGGAUUUUAUCAUGUGACGUAAGCGCAGCCGGUCAUAUGCAAAUUUAGUUUUAAAUAUAUAGUUGGUCACUCACGUUUAGGGAAACUGCACUGGCACAUAACAUAGAGCUGGAAAUGCGAUAUUUUUCUCAUCACGUACGUUCUUUCACGUACAACCUUAAGCUCUCUUAUCAGUAGAACUGCAUAAUGGACGAACCCGGCAUGAGUUCAGUCUGAUAAUGCACUUAACAACAAUUAACGAUUGUCAUUAUUGUGCCAACGGCUCUACACUUUGACAUUUCUCAUUGGAGGGAAGUUUUCUAGUUUAGGAAAAUAUAGAAAUAUCCGUUAGGGCGGGGGUCAUCACAUCCCCAACGCCAUUGCAUUGAGCAGUACACACUAGGAACCUUUAAUUCCAUAACAGAAAUUUUUGCUUAUUAGGCAUACAGUAUUACUCCCUAUCAAUUAUAAUAAACUAAAACACCACAGAUGUUUCUCAUGAUUCAUGAUGAUGUGAACAAAUCAUCAAUUAAUGUUUUAUGCAUUAGAUUCAUAUUGAGGAUCGACAUGUCCUUCAACGAGCAGAACAUAAAUAUUUUCUAACAGAGCCAAAUUUGUAUUCUCUGUCAACGGACUUGAAUCACGAUGUUCUAAAGGAAGACCUUCUGAAGACGAUUUGUAGAAGGUGCGAACAUAGUGAUAAAGUUACUUUUUCAGCUCAUUUGUACAUGUAUAUGCAUUUUUAAAACGCCAUCUUAAAUCCCGGCCAAUCCCGAAAUUCUCAAAUGGUAUUUUUUUGUUUUAGGUAUGUUGAAUUAGCUGAGAACUUCUGUGUUAAUAAGACGCCGUUUUUACUUGCUGCUGCCUUUGUUGUGUACAACAAUCUCAAAUCCAUCUUGCAAACCGAGCAUGAGAAGAAAUUCUUAGGUGAACUUUAUAAAUUAUUAUUUUAG